AUGAAUUCCCUAGGGCUCAACCUGCCCAUAUUCUUCAAUCUCUUAAGCUGGGGCAAUCAUGAAUGCACACUUGAUGCCAAGAUUUAUUAUGAGCGCACUGCAUUAAUGGUCAGUGAUGAACUUCCAAAUAUCAUCAGGCGCUGGCACAAACCACCCCGACCCAAGGACACCCACCAUGUACGCGCGAGUGGCUCCAGGACAGUCCUGCAGGACUUUGUGUUUGACUGUGUUAGCAAUGUAUUAGAUGAAGAGCUGAGAGGCAUAGAGGAUUUAGCCAGAUGUCCACCUGAAGAUGUCUCCAAGGAGGGACUUACUAGUAUUUUGAUUGAAGACCUUGUCUUAUGCUCCAAAGUGCAGGGUUUGGAGGGACUCCAUAUCUCUGGAAGCUUCUACGACACUUGA
Messenger RNA from Serpula lacrymans var. lacrymans S7.9, 402 nucleotides. RefSeq lists its product as uncharacterized. The transcript has a single exon. The record is from RefSeq and is a predicted model, not a curated record. Lineage: Eukaryota; Fungi; Basidiomycota; Agaricomycetes; Boletales; Serpulaceae. Bases 1 to 402 code for a protein of 133 amino acids.